Molecule: messenger RNA, 6786 nt
Organism: Danio rerio (zebrafish)
Lineage: Eukaryota; Metazoa; Chordata; Actinopteri; Cypriniformes; Danionidae
Source: RefSeq, a predicted model, not a curated record
GCUCAAUGCUUUCCUCCCUACCUGAAAUACUCACUCAGGAUGGAGCAGAGAGAUGUAGCGGACACCAGGAGCACACGAGAUCCCAGUCUGAGACCACUAAAACACAUCUGGAGAGAAUACAGACUUGCCUGCAUUCACUGGAAAUUUUGUUACAACAUCAUCUGAACAAGAAGCUGAAAAAAUAAUCAACUAUUUAAAAAAUUGACUUGAGUUUGAGCAUCUGCUGGAUUUUAUCUGACUGUUCUCCAUCGCUGGAUCAAGACAAAUCCUACAUUUGGGCUGAACAAGAAGUCAUGUUCAAGUGUUUAGAGUCAGUCAGCAGAUAGUUGUGUUGUUGCUGCAGAAUCUUUUGCGGAUUUUAAAGAAACAAAUUGUUCAGGAUUCAAACCUCGUCUGAUUCUGUUAAUAAAGUAUCCCACCAUUGGACUAAAACUAUCACACUGGGACCGAACAUGAAGUUAUUUUCAAUUAGAGUCAGUCAGCAGGUGUAAAGUCAUAGUUAUAGUAUCUCUGACGAAGUUAAUAAAGCUACGAAUUUCAGGAUUCAAGCUUCUGUUGGAUUAUCUGUGUUCCCAAAGUGUCCCACUAUUGGACUUAAACAUAUUCUACAUUGGGACUGAAUAAGAAGGCUGAACAGGAAAGCUGUACUUGUGGAAACUUUGACAGACUUUACAAAAAACAUAUAAUAAUAAUAAUUCCUUCCAUUUAUUUAGCGCUUUUCUGGACACUUUUCCGCUUUACACAUUUUUGGGUGGAAUCUCCUCAUCCACCACCAGUGAAUGACCACCAGUAAAACAUUUGCGCAAGGUUUCUAACUAAUCUGCUACGUUGGGACUGAACAAGAAGUGACAUUCAAGCAUUUAUAUUCAAUCAGCAGGUGUAAAGCCAUAGUUAGCAUCUUUGACGAAGUUUAUAAAUCUACAUUUUUCAGCAUUCAAGCUUCUGUUGGAUUCUCUAACUUCCCAAAGUGUCCCACUAUUGGGCUAAAACAUAUUCUACAUUGGGACUGAACAAAAAAUCUGUUCUUGUAGAAAGUUUACAGAGCCAUAUCCUCCAACAUUUGAGCUACUGUUGGAUUUCAUGUGUUCCCAAAGUUCUACACUGCUGAACUGCUACAUUGGGACUGAACAAGAGGCAGUUUAGAGUUAGCAGGUCUUAAGUCACAGUUAUAGUAUCUUAAUGAAGUUUAUAAAGCUACGUUUUUCAGGAUUUGAACUUCUGUUGGAUUAUCUGAUUUCCCAAAGUGUCCCACUACUGGACUGAAACAUAUUCUAGAUUAGGACUGAACAAUUAAGCGUUACUUGUAGAAGGUUUACAGAGCCAUAUCCUCCAACAUUUGAGCUACUGCUGGAUUUUAUGUGUUCUCAAAGUUUCCACCUGCUGAACUGCUACAUUGGGACUAAACAAGAGCCAGUUUAGAGUCCGCAGGUCUAAAGUCAUAGUUAUAGUAUCUUUAAACCAAAAUGUUUCAGGAUUCCAGCCUCUGAUGGAUUAUUGCUCUUCCCAAUAUUGGACUAAAACAAAUUCUACAUUGGGACUGAACAUGAAGUCCUUUAGUCAUAUUCAGAUGUUUAAAGUCAGUCAGCAGGUGUAAAGCUGUACUUAUAGAAACUUUGAUGGACUUUACUGAAGCAGACUCUUGACUGCAUUCCCAAUUAUUUCUACAGUUGGACCAAAACUUCUACAGUACAGUAGGAUUGAAUAAGAGGUCAUUUCAAUUGUUUUAGAGACAGUGAGCAAAAAAAAAAAAAAAAAGUUAAAUGGUACAGGAUUCUGCUGGAUUAUCUGAUUUUGCUCCCACUAAAUGUACCACACUGGGAUUGAAAAAUAAGUGAUUUAGAGUCAAUCAGCAGUCGUCAUAGUUUAAGGAUCUUGGAUGGAAUUUACUGAAAAAAAGUCUUCAGGAUUUAAGCUUCAGAUGGAUUAUCUGUGUUCCCGUAGUAGGACCGAUACAAAUUUUAUAAUGGGACUAAACAAAGACUAAACAUAUUCAAAUAAUUAAAGUCAGACGGCAGAUGUAAAGCUGUGCUUUGAUGGACCUUACAGAACCAAAAUCUUCAACAUUUGAGCUGGAUUUUAUGUGAUUGUCUUUCCAAAUUUUCCAACUACUGAACUGCUACAGUACAUCGGGACUGAACAAGUUGUAACACCAGGGUUUAGAGUCAAACAGUGCUAAAGUCAAAGUUGUGAAACAUCUAAUACACUUUGCAGAACCGAACUGGAUAAUCUGUCAGUGUUCCCAACGUACCCCAACAUUAUACAUUAGGACUGACUAAGAAGUCCAAUUCAAGAAUCUGGAAUCAGCCAGCAGGUGUAAAGUUUUCCUUGUAGAGCUUCACUGAGCGAGACCUGUAUCAUCUGCACUGUAUAUGUGUGCCUCUGUGAGUGACUCCGCAUACAGCCAUGGGAAAUGCAGCUGGGAGUCUGGAGAUGUCACCCGUACGGGAAAUUAAACGGCCCCUCAGCACUUAUGGGCAAAAACCGCCAGCAGCCCCUAAACUGCCUCAACCGUCUGAGGAGGAACUAGAGGAGAGGUUCAGCAUUGUUUUGAACUCCAUGAAUCUUCCACCUGAUAAAGUGAUGCUGCUCAGUCAGUACGACAGUGAGAAGAAAUGGGAGUUGGUCUGUGAUCAGGAGCGCUUUCAAGUAAAGAAUCCUCCAUCAGCCUACAUUCAGAAACUGAAGAGCGUGUUGGAGCAGGGAGGAGGCAGAAAGUUUAAGAGGCGAGUCCAAGAAUCCACCCAAGUUCUUAGAGAGUUGGAGAUCUCUCUGCGCACCAAUCACAUCGGGUGGGCCGAGGAGUUUCUAAACGAAGAAAACAACGGCUUGGAUGUACUAGUGGACUACCUCUCUUUUGCUCAACGCGCAGUCAUAUAUGAUAUGGACAGCAGCUCUGAAAACGGAAGCUUUGAGGAGAAAUCAGUGGAAGAUCUGACCACGAGUGCGACAAACUCACCUACCCACAAUUCCCCUCGCUCAGCACGGCCCUUCACCACACGGAAAGCUCUGCGGUAUUCGCGCAUGCUCAGUCAGAAUAAUCACCUGCACCUCUGCAUCAUGUGUCUGCGUGCCAUCAUGAAUUACCAGUUAGGGUUUAACCAGGUUACGGCUCAUCCCAGCUGUGUCAAUGAAAUCACCCUCAGUCUCAACAACAGGAGUGCAAGGACUAAAGCUCUGGUUCUGGAGCUGCUUGCUGCUGUGUGUUUGGUUCGAGGAGGACAUGAAAUGAUUCUUGCGGCCUUUAAUAAUUUCCGAGAGGUGUGUGGGGAGAAAAACAGAUUCGAGAAACUGAUGGAGUAUUUCAGAAAUGAAGAAAGCAACAUUGAUUUCAUGGUGGCUUGUAUGCAGUUUAUCAACAUUGUGGUGCACUCAGUAGAGGACAUGAACUUCAGGGUGUUUUUACAGUACGAGUUCACACAGCUCGGGCUCGACAGCUAUCUAGAGAAGUUAAAUAUGACUGAAAGCGAGAGGCUGCAGAUUCAGAUUCAGGCGUAUCUAGAUAAUGUGUUUGAUGUGGGAGCGAUGCUCGAGGACGCAGAGGCCAAAAACACACUAAUGGAGCAUCUAGAGGAGCUGCAGGAACAAAACACACAGCUGAACACUAGACUACACCAGUGUGAGAUUGAAGCUUUGGAGAAAACGACUGACCUCGAACAACAACUCAUUCAAAGCAGCAAACAGGUGGAGCUGCUCAAGGAGAGUGUGAAGGAGGUCAGACUCAGCUCCAGCAGCUUCAGCUCCAGCAGCAGAAGGACAGACAGACGCGCAGUGAGACCCAACAGCACACACACACAGACAGACAGCAGACGCAGAUGCAGAUGGAGAAGAUGCCAGCUGCUGGUGGAGCGAGGGCUGAUCCGGAUGGAGAGGUCUGCUUCAGGAGCUCUGGAUCUACACAUUAUAGCAGCUGCCAACACAACAGAUAAGUGCUCAAAAGAGACUUCACCUGUGCCACAGUCUCCACCCCCUCCUCCAGUCCCUGCCCCUCCACCACCUCCUCCUCCGCCCCCUCUGGCUUUAGCUCCGCCCACUUCACCUUUUAUUGGCAGGACAGGAACCAUAAAGACAGGUGUGAAAGGUAAGCAGCCAAUCAAGACCAAGUAUCGUAUGCCACUGUUGAACUGGCAGGCUCUAAUGGAGGAGCAGGUAGCAGGAACCGUCUUCACGGAGCUCGAUGACCAGACAGUGCUUCAGGAGCUGAACAUGGAUGUGUUCGAGGAGCUGUUCAAAACCAAAGCUCAGUCGGCUCCAGUGGAUGUGGGCACUCUGAAGGUGAAGGUGGCUCAGAAAGCAUCCAGUAAAAUCUCACUACUGGAGCCCAACAGGGCCAAAAAUCUGGCCAUCACCCUGAGGAAAGCAGGAAUGAGCACCGCACAAAUCUGCACAGCCAUACAGACGUAUAAUCUGGAGCUGCUGAAGUCUGACUUUUUGGAGCUGCUGGAGCGUUUCGUGCCAUCCGACUAUGAGCUGAAGCUGAUCCAGAAUUACGAGCGCUCAGGACGCCCCCUGGUGGAGCUGUCGGAGGAGGACCGCUUCAUGAUGGCCUUCAGCAAAAUCCCUCGCCUGACGCAGAGAAUCAGCACACUCACAUUCAUGGGCAGCUUCAGCGAGAGCGUCCUCAUCCUCAAACCUCAACUGAACGCCGUCAUCUCUGCAUCCAAAUCCAUCAGAUCCUCCAGCAAACUCAAGAAGAUCCUGGAGAUCAUUCUAGCGUUUGGGAAUUACAUGAACAGCGGAAAGAGAGGAUCUGCGUACGGAUUCAGACUCCAAAGCCUGGAUCUGCUUCUGGACAUGAAGUCUACAGACCGCAAACAGACGCUCCUGCAUUUCAUCGUCAGCAUCAUUCAGGACAAAUACCCUCAGCUCAGCAACUUCCACACCGAACUACACUUUCUGGAUAAAGCAGCACUCGUGUCUCUGGACAGUGUGCUGUCGGACGUGUGCUCUCUGCAAAAGGGGAUGGAUGUGGUGUGUAAAGAGCUGGAGCAGCAGCAGAACAGCAGCGUCCUCACACAGUUCAUCUGCACUAACAGAGGCCUGCUGGACACACUCAUCAAGGACAGCACAACAGCACAGGAAGCCUAUCAGUCUGUGGUGGAGUAUUUCGGAGAGAAUCCCAAAUCCACUCCUCCGUCCGCCUUCUUUCCCGUCUUCACACGCUUCAUCAAAGCAUACAAGCUGUGUGAACAGGAAAUUGAUCAGCGGAGGAAAAGACUCUCUGACAGUGAAGAAACUGCAGAUCUGAAGUUCUCUGAUGCUCCGGUGCACAGGCAGAAGCCGCUGCGUUUACCUCAGCUGGAUCUGAUAUCGGAGCUGAAGCGCAGACAGAUGUCGCCGCUGGUGCGAGAAGGAAAAGACGGAGCCAUCGAGGACAUCAUCACAGAUCUGAGAAAUCAGCCGUACAUCAGAGCAGACGGAGGACGAAGAAGCGCCAAGUGGAAACCAGCUCAACAACUAGCUGUGUCCACAGACAUCUCUCUCUGAAACACACACACACACACACACACACACACACACACACACACACACACACACACACACACACAAACACGUAUAUGUGGUUUACGAGGACUCUCCAUAUGCAAUAAGUAUUUUAUACUUUAAAAAGAGCUUGAUAUAUUAUAUUUUAAAUGUCAAAAGUACACAUUACCAUCAUUUUAAGCAUCUGAAUUACGAGGACCAGGCUUCCCACUCUUUCAUGGACACCUAAUUCAAGGACUUUUUAAAUCACUAAUAAUUUUAAAUUGAGCAGCCUUAAUUCACACCCAAAGCAUAUAUAGUGCCACGAAAGUUAAUAUUUACAUUUAAAUGUCAGAGUAAUGAUGUUUUGAAUGUGUCAUUUUCACAAAUGUAGACUGUAUUAAUGUUGACCGUCACCUUCUAAGUACUCCAAUAAAAUUAGUUAAAUUCAGUAUUGGUAAUAUUCAAAUGCGGUUUCUGAAAUAUUGAUCAAAUGUGCAUUAUUUGUCAUAGAUCUUGUACAAGAUUUCAAUUUCAUUUUCUUAGUUUUUGUUCAGUUUUUGAAAGCAGCACAGUACCGUUAUUUAAAUAACACCAUACACUUUCAAUUCAAGUACUUUCGAGGACCGGUGUUUGUUUUAGUUCUUUCCAGGCCUUGAAAUUCAAGUACUUUCAAGCAACGCGGGAACCCUGGAGGACACAAGACACAUCCUCAAAGUACAACUGGGUCAUACCCACGUCAUUCUACAACAUCAUGUCCUUGUAAACCACAUAAACAAGUAGACACACACAUACACUCUCACAUACAUAGUCUCACACACACAACACAUCAGACCAGGCCAAAACAGUUUACAGUGAACAGGUAAACACACAUGAAAAUCAGUGAGCAAAUACUGAUCUUCACCUGAGAAAACUCUUUUACAGUCAAUCUCCAGAUUUCAGAUUUCACCCCAAAACAAAAAAAUGUACAUUAAAAUAUGAAGUUAUAACUUAACUUAAGCUGCUUUCACACACACUCUGGAAAAUGCUCACUGGAUCAUAGUGUGUUCACACACACACACAUCCUGUUAAAAACCUGUAAAUGUACAUGACGUUAAUAACAUUGACGAAUGCAUAAAAACAUCAGCCUUCAUCAUACAGGAGGAUAAACACAUUUAUAUCAGAGAGAUGUUCUCAGAGUGAACGGAGCUUUAGAAAAUAUUCAUCUUAAAAAAUGCUCUAUAUUUUUUAAAUCAACAAUCAAAUAUUUAAAACAGCAAAACUAAUUUUAGGAUGAAAUACGGCAUAUUCUUUUGUUUUGUUUUUUUAAAUAAAAUUUCAUUGACU